AUGAAAGAAAAACAUGAAUUCUUUGGAGAAGUUGAAGAAGAGACAGAUAGGCAAGUAGUAAUUAAGCCUAUUAAAAAUCAACAAUCCAAAAAUCUAACUAAACCAUCUAGUAAUAAAGAUGAAUCUUUGAUCAAUAAAGAAUUUAACCGUCUUAGUAUGAUUACUGGAGAUAAUGAAAGGGAUAUAUUAUUUCGAGAAGAAAAUAUGGGCCCAGCAUUAAAAAGACGAGCUGUAGCUGUACAUAUUGCAAAA
Messenger RNA from Acaulospora morrowiae, 252 nucleotides. The record is from the annotation of a GenBank genome assembly. Lineage: Eukaryota; Fungi; Glomeromycota; Glomeromycetes; Diversisporales; Acaulosporaceae.